GAAAUAAGUUUAUCUCUCAAACUACCAGCAACUAAUGUUAAGUUCGAUUAUCAAUAAUCGAUUAGAGAUCACAUUUUUCUACUUAUCGCACAGUUUGUUCCAGUUCACAGUUUAAUUUCGGUCGAGACAGGCGCUUUUUAUAUGCGCUCCUAAACCGACGCUCAGCAUCGCGACGUUUUGCGCCAACAAGUGCGUUUUCCAGUUCGUUGCCAUAAACAAAUAUUACGUUAUUUAUUAGGAGGAAUUGUCUUUUACUGUGAUGGAACAAAUUUAAUUACCUGGCAUCAAAAUGGAUAUUAAUUAAAUAAUGGGAGACAAAGAUUGGAAAAGAACGUUUGAAACUAACGCAGGAUUUAUUCGAAGUGGACCAUGAAGCACAAGGGGCUUUAGAUGAUAAUGCUUUGGAGGAGUACUUUCUACAUUUUGGUUACUGUCGAGGUUGUUUGGUUGAUUAAUGGAGAUGAAGCUAUUAUGCCAGCAGCUUUGUCGUGCCAGAAUCCAAAAGGCCUCUUUGAGGACUUAACAAUCACAUCUUUUAUAGAUAAAAAUCGUUACAUUCGGCUGAAUAUUUCUUGGGCAAAUCCAAAAGCGAAUUUUAGCCAUUUUGGAAUGAUGAUAGAAACCAAUUGCAGUUCCAUAUAUGGGGAUUUAAAUGUUUCCGUGGAUGCAAAUUUCCUAAUUAAACCAAAUAUGGAAACGAUGGCACACCCUGCCGAGCCUCUAAUGCAUGGUUGUAAAUACGAUUUCGAUUUGGUCGCAAGAGUUGCGUUCGGAAACGAGACCUGCACUGUUUCGCAAAUUGCUAAUUAUAAAAUACCUGACUGUGUGGGAGAAGUUUGCGAAUGUGGAGCUGCAGACGCACCAUUUGUAUAUACUAACCAUCAGAGGAUCGACGGUCACUCGUACACACUCAUCUUUAACAAAACCAACAGUCUUUCGGAUCUCACUCUGGAAGAAGUUUUUGAUAAAGUUUGGUACACAAGCACAAACACUAGAAACACUGUAACAAUGGUACAGCCAGAACAUAUACGCUUUGAUAAUACCCGCAACAAAUUUAAUUUAACCUUUGACGAUUUCCAGGAAGGCAAUUCCUAUAAGGUUAAUGUUGAUUUGCUACUGGACAACUGCAAAUAUCCUUUCAACACUAUCAUAUCAGUUACGAAAAACGGAGGCACCGAACGCUCUCGCCUCCAUGUGUUCUUUUACCUAACAGCAGCAAUUGGACUAAUUGUUUUAUUGUCUUACAUUCUAUUGAAAACAAAGCCGCAGCUCUUUGAAAAGCUCAAAAACUACGUCCCAUUUUUCAAGCAUGAACUGCCUGUACAUUACACAGCAAAUUCUUUAUCAAAUAUCCCAGGAAAUAGAAAAGAAUGCAUCAACACCCAAUACACGCCCCUAGAAUUUUCUGCUAGCAGUCGCUUGUUGGACGAAUUUGAAAUUCCUCGCAACAAAAUCACCCUAAUGAACGAAAUUGGGGGCGGAGCCUUUGGGAAAGUGUUCAAAGCUGAAGUUUACAAUUUAAACAAUAAACCCGGAUAUAUGUAUGCAGCGGCCAAACUUCCAAUUCAAAACGCCCCGCCCGAAGAAACAGCCGAUUUUCUGGCCGAAAUAGAAAUGAUGAAGAAAAUCACUUGUGUUGGAGGACACCCGAAUGUUAUUAAAAUGCUGGCGUGUGUAACUAUAGAGUUUCCUUACAUAAUGGUAAUGGAACUGGUUCCGAAUGGAUGUUUAAAAAGUUACUUGUCCAAUAUGAGGAAACGAUGGGAUGAGAGAAAGGAGAGGAAGAUUCAAAAGAACCAUCGGCACUUUUUCCCAGAUUACAAGAACCGAAAUAUCGGCACCGAUCAGUUACAAAGAACUAAGCUACAUGAAAUGUAUAACAUGAUUGUGGAAAACUAUUUGCCUGAUGGAACAAUACCAGAAAACGACAGGACACUUCAAUACACCGAUUUGGCUUUUGAAGACUAUACUGGAAGCACGGUCAGUUUAGAGACAAACUCCUACAUAACCCCAGAUGCUCCCAAAACUCCCAGUACGCCUGGAUCGCUUUUUCCAACUCCGCCAGUUAAAGAUGGCAGACUAAACCAGAGGAUACUGAAAAUUUCCAAGCCCACAAACAAGUUCGUACCUGCUUGUCUAUCGCCACAAUCUCCAUUGACUCCAUACUCCAAGUCUUCCAGCGGCCUGCCAUCUGACACAGGAACUCUUCUCACUCCUUUGGAGUCACUGCCUGCCACCCCACUGCUCAACCUAAUAGAGGAAGACACUGAGGAAAUAAAGCCGGUGCUCGACAGCAAACAGCUUCAGAGCUUCGCGUUGCAAAUUGCCAAUGGAAUGGCUUUCCUCGAAAGUGUUGGAAUCACCCAUCGGGAUUUAGCGGCAAGAAAUAUUUUGAUAGGGGAAAACAAGUUAUUGAAAAUAUCCGACUUUGGAAUGGCUAGAGUCGGAGUGUAUGUGAACAGUGCCCAGAAGCGACAACCUCUUAGAUGGAUGGCUCCAGAGGCCAUCGAAAGCAGAACAUGCAACAACAAAACGGACGUGUGGUCCUUCGGGGUUGUUCUAUGGGAAAUCGGCACUUUAGGCGCUUUUCCGUACAAAAGUCUGAGUAAUGACCAAGUAAUUGCCCAUAUUCUACAAGGGCGCCGGCUGGAAAGGCCGGAAACCUGCACCGAUCAAGUGUACGAUUUAAUGCAGAAGUGUUGGCAGAAAAAUCCAGAAGAUCGGCCCAGAUUCGAAGAUAUUGCCAAACAGCUAGACGCAAACAAUGGGAAGAUUUACGUUGAUUUCAGCAAGCUCUCACCCAAAUAUGUGUUCCCGCCGACUCAGGAUGAAAGUGCUUGAAUGGACCAGGUUGAUUACGGAAUCAACUAGUGUCGAUUUAAAAUAAUUGUAAGCAAUGCAUUCAAAAACUGUUAGUGUUGUACUGUACAUAUUUUGUUACUGUUGUAAAUAGUUGUUAACAAAGAUUGAUUAUAUAUUUUCAACGAUUA
This is a messenger RNA of Dendroctonus ponderosae (mountain pine beetle), 2990 nucleotides long. RefSeq names its product platelet-derived growth factor receptor beta. The coding region runs from base 391 to 2841 and encodes 816 amino acids. The record is from RefSeq and is a predicted model, not a curated record. Gene Ontology annotation, cellular component: signaling receptor complex. The transcript has 17 exons. Gene Ontology annotation, molecular function: transmembrane receptor protein tyrosine kinase activity; ATP binding. Gene Ontology annotation, biological process: cell surface receptor protein tyrosine kinase signaling pathway; positive regulation of kinase activity; multicellular organism development. NCBI's taxonomy places the organism in Eukaryota, Metazoa, Arthropoda, Insecta, Coleoptera, Curculionidae.